UUUAGGAUUGGAAUUGCAAUUUUGGAUAUUCUAAGUAUCUCUGUUGCGUACUGUGAGCCCGCCUUGCAUGUUGAAGACUUCUGCUAAUCCUAACAAAACGCCACAGUCAGUGAGUGCCCGAAGCAUUUCGAGCGCAGUAAGCAGCUAUAAGCAGCCACCCAGCAAGGGACCUCGGAUGCUUUCCAUGAGGAUGGCAACCAGUGUGUUGUCUGCAGUGGUCCUACUUGGACUUAGCCAUGUUGCGGAAGCAGUGACAUGUGGCGACUUGAAGACCUUCUACAAGGGCCAGCAGUGCUGUGGAUCAUCCAGCAAAGAGUUGACUGUCACCGUGCCCGGCUGUCCUUACAACUUCAACCCACCAGCUUGCAACAUGGCAGAGCCCCAGACGCCUCGAGAUUUGAGCACUGGAGCACAAGGUCAGAUGACACCCAAAGCAGCGACGCUCACUGAUGCGCAAGCCAAUUUCCUACCGUUGGUGAACGUGCACUUCCACUAUGGCGCUGAGCACAAGAGUGAUAGCUACCAGAACGGAACAGACUCAGAAGCUUAUGAUGCAUCUUCGGGUCGUCGUCUUGCCAGCAAUCCUCGCCCUGGCUGGAUGUGUGCAACCGACACUUUGUCAUCUUCCCAGAUGACUCCCUACACUUUCCAGUACUGCAAGGGUGAUGUGCAGGUUGGCAAGUCAUAUGAGGUCCACUAUGUGCACUCUUCUGCUGGUGUGGACUCGGAUAUGACUGAUGGCAUCAAUGCUGACGAUUUGGCAGAUGGCUUGGGAGGUGCUGCCAAUGGCCGUGGCAUUCUGAACCCCAUGGUAGUGGUGCAGGGCCAGGUCUAUCAGAUUGUGUCGGGUGGCCCUACUGUUGAUGACUUGCUGCACGGGUGGACCGUCGUGGGUCAUGAGAACUCGGUGAUGUAUCCUGGUUCAACCACAGGGCAGUCCUGGGACAAUUCCGUGUGCUCUCCUUAUGCCAUUACCUGGCAUGUUGACAAGGAGUGUCAUCAGGUCUCGCCCGAGUCCUUUGACAAUCUCUGCAAAGUGAUGAAAGAGACCUACAACAUGGAGGCUGACUUGUAUCCUCACGGUUCCCGCAAGCUUGUGGAUUCCAAGUUUGUGGUGAAAGCAGAGUAUGUGAAGCCCUUAGCUUAAGACCUGGCAUGGAGUGCAGGUCUGAAGCAUCCAGUAUAGCUGAUUUUUUAGCCUGAAUUCUGUUUUUGCGCUAGUUUUCACAGAGUUCAUGGGCCCUGCGUUCCCUUUUUCGACUUUCUAAAGGCCUUAGAGUUUCUAAGUGCUGCCGGCCUAGUCAGGUCGGAGUUGGCAUACAUCUCUUUUCCGACAAACUGUUUUCUAAAUAGCUUUACUCGACAAGGCGCGGCUAAGCCGCAACUUCGCAAGGGGAGAGUUGUACUCUCUAUGCACUCUCUGCUUGCUGUCGAUAGGUGAUGAUAGUAUGAGCAUGGUUGGAGUACACAAAUGCACAAGGGCCUUCCAUUGCCUUCUUUAGAUAUUUGCUUCCGGACCUUUCGUUUGUGUUGUUCACCAUCAAAUUAUUGAGUGGCAAGGUUAGGUCAGCUUUCUGCAAGAUAGCAAGCUCUAGAAUAAUCAGUUCAAGGUAAUUCUCGAAGCUUUUUGAGCGCAGCAAGCAGCUAUUCGGUGAAGCGAGCUAGCAUCAUGAUGGCGGCUGGUGCAUUGCCAUUGCUGGUUUUGCUUGGGCUUGGCCAGUUGGUCGUUGCAGACAUGUGCCC
Durusdinium trenchii is the source of this 1743-nucleotide messenger RNA. Lineage: Eukaryota; Dinophyceae; Suessiales; Symbiodiniaceae. The record is from the annotation of a GenBank genome assembly.